Molecule: messenger RNA, 1118 nt
Organism: Cucurbita moschata (crookneck pumpkin)
Lineage: Eukaryota; Viridiplantae; Streptophyta; Magnoliopsida; Cucurbitales; Cucurbitaceae
Product: histidine-containing phosphotransfer protein 1-like
Exons: 7
Coding region: 355-819 (154 amino acids)
Biological process (GO): cytokinin-activated signaling pathway; phosphorylation; phosphorelay signal transduction system
Cellular component (GO): nucleus; cytoplasm
Molecular function (GO): protein histidine kinase binding; histidine phosphotransfer kinase activity
Source: RefSeq, a predicted model, not a curated record
UAUACAUCAUCAUCAAGCUUAACUUCAGCAAUAAACGACAAUCAAUAGUUUCUCGGGAGAAAAAGAAAGACUAGCAAAAGGGAAUAUUAUAAAUCAGUACAGCGAAAACGAUGUAUAGCACAGGUAAAGCAAACACUAAAAAGGAGAUCAAAUGGUAAAGGGCUCCUUUCAGAGUUGAGGUUCAUAAAUGAAUAAAUGACACAAAGGCCAAGAGAGAGCAAAUUGAACACCUAAAAAUAAGGGAAAAGCUUUGAAUUGCUGCUAUUACUACGAUCAUUAAGAACCAUCUCUCACCAAUAAUUUUGAAGGUUUUCGGGCACUCCAACCCUUUGUCUGGUGCAAUUAUUUGCAAGCAUGGAGGUGGGGUUGAUGCAGAGACAAUGGGUCGAGUACACUAAGUCGCUAUUCUUGGAGGAUUUCUUGGACAGUCAGUUUAUAGAGCUGCAAAAACUGCAAGAUGAGGGCAACCCAGAUUUCAUUGCUGAAGUGGUGUCUCUUUUCUUCGAGGAUUCCGAGAGGCUACUCAAUGAUCUCACUGCAGCAUUAGCUCAACCUGACGUGGACUUUCAAAAGAUUGAUGGCCAUGUUCAUCAGCUUAAAGGAAGCAGUUCUAGCAUAGGUGCACAGAGAGUUAAAAAUGUCUGUAUUACCAUGCGCAGCUUCUGUGAGGAACAGAACAUUGAAGGGUGCCUGAGAUGUCUACAACAAUUAAAGCAAGAGAUCUGCCUCGUGAAAAACAAGCUUGAAAAUCUAUUCAGGAUGGAGCAACAAAUUGUGGCUGCUGGUGGGUCAAUCCCUACAACAGAAUUGAUAUUCUAAGUCGAAUGCGAGAGAAUACUUCCUAGAGCCACAGUUGAUGGGAGUGUCGUUUUUCCAUUUUCUUGGGGUCUUGUGACAUUAUUGUUCUUCGGUUUGAUGAGAUCUCUAUGAAAGUUUAAUGCGUGAGGAGGUAUUUUCUUUGGAUAGGAGCGAGGAAGUAUUUUCUAAACCAUGCCACUUUCUUUUGUGACGUCAAUGUUAAAAGAAGGUUGUAUUUAAAGAUUCCAAUGGAGUUCCACAUUGUGAACAACAAAACCUGGCUUUUUAUAAAUAUUUGAGGACUCUCUUUUUCAAGUUGA